Puma concolor (puma) is the source of this 4464-nucleotide messenger RNA. Lineage: Eukaryota; Metazoa; Chordata; Mammalia; Carnivora; Felidae. The record is from RefSeq and is a predicted model, not a curated record.
AUGCUCUGCGCAAGGCCAAAGGCGGUGGUGCUCCUGGGAGCUCUACUGACUGCAUCCCUGGAUCCAGCAGGCGGCCAGGACUCACCUGCACUGUCCUGGGAAGUGCAGCGCUAUGACGGCUGGUUCAACAACCUGAGGCAUCACGAGCUUGGCGCAGCUGGCUUCAGACUGCAGCGUCUGGUACCAGCCAAUUACGCGGAUGGCGUUUAUCAGGCUCUGGGGGAGCCGCUGCUGCCCAACCCGCGCCGACUCAGCGACGCCGCCAUGCGGGGCACAGCCGGGCAGGCCUCCCGCCGCAACCGCACGGUGCUGGGGGUCUUCUUUGGCUACCACUUGCUGUCCGACCUGGUGAGCGUGGAGACACCUGGCUGCCCAGCCGAGUUCCUCAACAUCCACAUCCCGCCCGGGGACCCGGUGUUCGACCCGGACCAGCGCGGGGACGUGGUCCUACCCUUCCAGAGGAGCCGCUGGGACCCCGAGACCGGACAGAGCCCCAGUAACCCCCGGGACCUGACCAACGAGGUGACGGGCUGGCUGGACGGCAGCGCCAUCUAUGGCUCCUCGCACUCCUGGAGCGACGCGCUGCGGAGCUUCUCCGGGGGGCAGCUGGCGUCGGGGCCCGACCCCGCCUUCCCCCGCAACGCGCAAAGCCCCCUGCUCAUGUGGACGCCGCCCGACCCCGCCACGGGACAGCGCGGGCCCCGGGGGCUGUAUGCCUUCGGGGCGGAGCGAGGGAACCGCGACCCCUUCCUGCAGGCGCUGGGCCUGCUGUGGUUCCGCUACCACAACGUGUGGGCGCAGCGGCUGGCCCGCGAGCACCCGCGGUGGGGGGACGAGGAGCUGUUUCAGCACGCGCGCAAGAGGGUCAUCGCCACCUACCAGAACAUCGCUCUGUAUGAGUGGCUGCCCAGCUUCCUGCAGAAAACACCUCCGAAGUAUGCAGGGUACCGUUCUUUCUUGGACCCCAGCAUCUCCCCAGAGUUCCUGGCAGCCUCUGAGCAGUUCUUCUCCACCAUGGUGCCUCCUGGCGUCUACAUGAGAAAUGCCAGCUGUCAUUUCCAGAUGGUCCUGAACCAGGGUCUUGGCAGCUCCCCAGCUCUCAGAGUCUGCAACAGCUACUGGAUUCGGGAGAACGCCAAUCUGAACAGUGCCCAGGCGGUGAAUCACCUGCUGCUGGGAAUGGCCUCCCAGAUUUCAGAGAUGGAAGACAGGAUAGUGGUUGAAGAUCUGAGGGAUUAUUGGCCUGGCCCUGGCAAGUUCUCCCGCACAGACUACGUGGCCAGCAGCAUCCAACGUGGCCGAGAUAUGGGGUUGCCCAGCUAUACUCAAGCCCUGAAGGCUUUGGGGUUGGAAACCCCAAAGAACUGGAGUGACAUCAACCCCAAUGUGGACCCCCAGGUGCUGGAGGCUACAGCUGCCCUGUACAACCAUGACCUUUCCCUGCUGGAGCUGCUCCCUGGGGGGUUCUUGGAGAGCCACGGGGACCCAGGGACCCUCUUCAAUGCCAUCGUCCUCGACCAGUUUGUGCGGCUGCGGGAUGGUGACCGCUACUGGUUUGAGAACACCAGGAAUGGGCUGUUCUCCAGAGAGGAAAUUGCAGAAAUCAGAAACACCACUCUUUGGGACGUCCUAGUGGCUGUUACCAAUGUGGACGCCAGUGCCCUGCAGCCCAAUGUCUUUAUCUGGCAUGACGGUGCACCCUGCCCUCAGCCUCGGCAGCUCACAACUGAAGGCUUGCCCAGCUGUGUGCCCCUGACGGUGAUUGACUACUUCGAGGGCAGUGGUCCUGGUUUUGGCAUCACCAUUGUGGCUCUCUGCUGUCUUCCAUUAGUGAGUCUGCUUAUCUCUGGGGUUGUGGCCCAUUUCCGGGGCCGAGAGCGCAAGAGACUACAGAAGAAAGGCAAAGAGAGUGUGAAGAGAGAAGCAGCCAAAGAUGGGGUGUCAGCAAUGGAGUGGCCAGGCCCCAGGGAGAAGAGCUAUCCCAUCACCAUCCAGCUGCUCCCAGACCGACGUCUACAGGUCCUAGACAGGCGGCUGUCUGUGCUCCGCACCGUCCAGCUGCAGCCCACACAGAAGGUCAACCUCAUCCUGUCCAGCAACCGCGGGCGCCACACCCUUCUGCUCAAGAUCCCCAAGGAGUAUGACCUGGUGCUGCUGUUUAACUCUGAGGAGGACCGGGGCACCUUUGUUCAGCAUCUGCAGGGCUUCUGUGUGCAGUGGACUCUGGGCCUUGACGUGACUGAGUUGGAAGAGAAUGAGCUGUUCAGAAGGGCUGUGACCAAGCAGCAGCGGGCCCGUAUCCUGGAGAUCUUCUUCAGGAACCUCUUUGCCCAGGUGCUGGACAUCGACCAGGCGAAUGCAGGCACCCUGCCCCUGGACUCCUCACAGAAGGUGCGGGAGGCCCUGACUUGUGAGCUGAGCAGAGCUGAGUUUGCCGAGUCCCUGGGCCUCAAGCCCCAGGACAUGUUUGUAGAGUCCAUGUUCUCUCUUGCUGACAAAGAUGGCAAUGGCUAUCUGUCCUUCCGGGAGUUUUCCAUGUACCGGGAGUCGGGCUUCCAGGAUAAGGAGGAGCUGACGUGGGAGGAUUUCCACUUCAUGCUGCGGGACCAUGACAGCGAGCUCCAACGCACUCAGCUCUGCGUCAGAGGUGGAGGUGGAAGUACAAAUGGUGUUGGAGACAUCUUUAAACCAAACAUCAGCUGUCGAGUCUCAUUCAUCACUCGGACUCCUGGGGAACGAUCCUGCUCUCAGGAACUAGGGCUCCCUGCCUCAGAAGCCCCAGAGCUGGGAGGUCCGGUGCUGAAGAAGAGGUUUGGCAAAAAGACAGUGGUGCCCCCUCCCCGGCUGUACACGGAGGCACUGAAGGAGAAGAUGCAGCGGGGCCCCCUGGCCCAGAAGCUGCGACAGUACAAGCGCUUUGUGGAGAACUACCUGCGGCACAUCAUGUGUGUGGCGGUCUUCUCUGCCAUCUGUGCUGGCCUGUUUGCAGAGCGUGCCUACUAUUAUGCCUUUGCCUCACCACCCUCGGGCAUCGCACAGACCACCUUUGUGGGCAUCAUCCUGUCCCGGGGCACGGCCGCCAGCAUCUCCUUCAUGUUCUCCUACAUCCUGCUCACCAUGUGCCGCAACCUCAUCACCUUCCUGCGCGAGACCUUCCUCAACCGCUACAUACCCUUCGACGCCGCCGUGGACUUCCAUCGCUGGAUCGCCAUGGCUGCCGUUGUCCUGGCCAUUUUGCACAGUGCUGGCCAUGCAGUCAAUGUCUUCAUCUUCUCAGUCAGCCCCCUCAGCCUGCUGGCCUGUGUCUUUCCCAACGUCUUUGUGAAUGAUGGGUCCCAACUUCCCCAAAAGUUCUACUGGUGGUUCUUCGAGACAGUCCCAGGCAUGACAGGGGUGCUCCUGCUCGUGGUCCUGGCCAUCAUGUAUGUGUUCGCCUCCCACCACUUCCGGCGCCGUAGCUUCCGGGGCUUCUGGCUGACCCACCACCUCUACAUCCUGCUCUAUGUGUUGCUCAUCAUCCACGGCAGCUUCGGCCUGAUCCAGCUGCCCCGUUUCCACAUCUACUUCCUGGUCCCAGCACUAAUCUAUGGGGGGGACAAGCUGGUGAGCCUGAGCCGGAAGAAGGUGGAGAUCAGCGUGGUGAAGGCGGAGCUGCUGCCUUCAGGAGUGACUCACCUGCAAUUCCAACGGCCCCAAGGCUUUGAGUACAAGUCAGGACAGUGGGUGCGGAUUGCCUGUCUGACUCUGGGGACCAACGAGUACCACCCAUUUACACUGACUUCUGCGCCCCAUGAGGACACGCUCAGCCUUCACAUCCGGGCAGCAGGGCCCUGGACCACUCGCCUCAGGGAGAUCUACUCACCUCCAAUGGGCGACGGCUGUUCCAGAUACCCAAAGCUGUACCUCGAUGGGCCAUUUGGAGAGGGCCACCAGGAGUGGCAUAAAUUUGAGGUGUCCGUGCUGGUGGGAGGGGGCAUUGGGGUCACCCCCUUUGCCUCAAUCCUCAAAGACCUGGUCUUCAAGUCAUCGUUGGGCAGCCAAAUGCUCUGUAAAAAGAUCUACUUCAUCUGGGUGACACGGACCCAGCGGCAGUUUGAGUGGCUGGCUGACAUCAUCCGGGAGGUGGAGGAGAAUGACUGCCAGGACCUGGUGUCCGUGCACAUCUACAUCACCCAGCUGGCUGAGAAGUUUGACCUCAGGACCACCAUGCUGUACAUCUGUGAGCGACACUUCCAGAAGGUGCUGAACCGGAGUCUGUUCACAGGCCUGCGUUCCAUCACGCACUUUGGCCGCCCCCCCUUCGAGCUCUUCUUCAAAUCCCUGCAGGAGGUCCACCCACAGGUACGGAAGAUUGGAGUGUUCAGCUGUGGCCCUCCAGGAAUGACCAAGAAUGUAGAGAAGGCCUGUCAGCUCAUCAACAGGCAGGACCAGACCCACUUCAUGCAUCACUAUGAGAACUUCUGA